Chenopodium quinoa (quinoa) is the source of this 1211-nucleotide messenger RNA. Its product is annotated as 40S ribosomal protein S4-3. Gene Ontology annotation, biological process: translation. Bases 148 to 939 code for a protein of 263 amino acids. NCBI's taxonomy places the organism in Eukaryota, Viridiplantae, Streptophyta, Magnoliopsida, Caryophyllales, Amaranthaceae. Gene Ontology annotation, cellular component: cytosolic small ribosomal subunit; ribosome. The transcript has 5 exons. The record is from RefSeq and is a predicted model, not a curated record. Gene Ontology annotation, molecular function: structural constituent of ribosome; RNA binding.
AACCCUAGCAAAGCUUUUUGAUAACAGAUACAGACUAGGGUUUUUGAUUGAAACCCUCAUUCAUACCUGCUUAACCAAUUUCUGUUGUCGAACAAACGCCGCUGAAGAGAGAACAGCUUUCUCUCUCUUCCACCCAAAUCUUCAAACAUGGCAAGAGGAUUGAAGAAACAUUUGAAGAGGCUCAAUGCCCCCAAGCAUUGGAUGCUUGACAAACUUGGUGGUGCAUUUGCUCCCAAACCUUCAUCUGGUCCCCACAAAGCAAGGGAAUGCUUGCCCUUGAUCCUUAUUCUGCGUAACAGGUUAAAGUAUGCCCUUACUUACCAAGAGGUCCAAGCUAUUUUGAUGCAACGACAUGUUCUUGUUGAUAACAAAGUCAGGACUGAUAAGACCUACCCAGCUGGUUUUAUGGAUGUUGUUUCCAUUCCCAAGACAAAUGAGAAUUUCCGUCUGCUUUAUGACACCAAGGGAAGAUUCCGCUUGCACUCUAUCAGAGAUGAAGAGGCAAAGUACAAACUCUGCAAGGUCCGAUCAAUUCAGUUUGGACAGAAAGGUAUUCCCUAUUUGAACACCUAUGAUGGUCGCACCAUCCGUUAUCCAGACCCACUUAUCAAGGCCAAUGACACAAUCAAGCUUGACCUGGAAGCCAACAAGAUUGUUGACUUCAUCAAGUUUGAUGUCGGAAAUGUUGUUAUGGUGACUGGUGGUAGAAACAGAGGGCGUGUUGGAAUCCUGAAGAACAGAGAAAAGCAUAAGGGUAGUUUUGAAACCAUUCACGUAGAAGAUGCUGCUGGUCACGAAUUUGCAACUCGUCAAGGCAACGUUUUUAUCAUUGGCAAGGGCACCAAGCCAUGGGUAUCUGUUCCCAAGGGUAAGGGUAUCAAGUUGUCAAUUAUUGAGGAGGCUAGGAAGAGGCUACAGAAGGAAGCAGCUACUGCUUAAUUUUAUGUAAUGCCAAUAUGGUUUCUCUUGAGUUGAACUGCUCUACAUAUUUUUCUUAGAUGAAUGCUUUAGUUAUUUCCUUGUGUCAUUACAAUUUUGGCUUUUUAAACUUGCUGUGAGGUUGUUAUAGAUGUUAUUUCUGUAUUUGAGAUGAAUGUGACUAGCUAAAAUUUAUCGUUUUCUGGCAAGAUUUUGAAUUCUUUGCAAAAUGGUUGUGAUGCUUUAGAAAUAUCGGUUGUAAUCAAGUUUGAGUUCGACCUCAUUGAUUUUGA